AUGGUAAGAAACACGUAAGCGCUGUUGGAGUACAUUACUGACAAAUGGCAGUCGCAGCAAAUUUUCGAAGAGGGUUCGACCGAAGAGAGAGGCGAGAACGCUCGUCUCAGGCAAGUUCCUCGAAAUCAGGCGCCUCACACGACCUCUUUUGCUGACUAUUUUACAGCGCCUUCGUGGGUGCUAUUGCGAUUGGAGACUUGGUGAAGUCGACUCUGGGUCCCAAGGGACAGGACAAGGUGCGUUGGAAGAGCCAAAGAGCCUCGACCUGGUCGCGGAACUGACUGUUUGGUAUGCAGAUCCUCCAGAGUGCUUCGACCGGCGAGAUAAUGGUAACAAACGACGGCGCGACGAUUCUCAAGAGCGUGGCACUGGAUAAUGCGGCAGCAAAAGUAUUGGUCAACAUCUCGAAAGUGCAGGAUGACGAAGUGGGAGACGGAACAACAAGUGUGGCAGUUCUCGCUGCAGAACUGCUGCGAGAAGCAGAACAACUGGUGAACCAGAAAAUCCACCCACAGACCAUCAUUGAGGGCUACCGAAUAGCAAGCGUAGCGGCACUCAAGGCGCUGGAGAACGAGGCGACAGAUCACAGCUCAGAUCCUGAGGCUUUCCGGAGAGACCUGAUUGCCAUUGCGAGGACGACUCUCUCCUCCAAAGUGCUGAGCCAGGACAGGGACUACUUUGCUGGGCUUGCUACGGAUGCUGUGCUGCGUAUGAAGGGUUCGACGGAUCUCACGCAUAUCCAGGUCAUCAAGAAAGCUGGUGGCAAGCUCUCGGAUUCCUACCUCGACCCUGGCUUCGUUCUCGACAAGAAGUUCGGUGUGAACCAGCCGAAGCGAGUAGAGAACGCCAAGAUCCUCGUCGCCAAUACCUCCAUGGAUACAGACAAGGUCAAAAUCUUCGGCGCGAGAGUCAAGGUCGAGGGCACAGGCAAGCUCGCAGAACUCGAAAAGGCAGAGCGGGAGAAGAUGAAGGCGAAAGUGGACAAGAUCAAAGCACACGGCAUCAACUGUUUUGUGAACCGGCAACUAAUCUACAACUGGCCUGAGCAGCUCUUCUCGGAUGCAGGUAUUGCUUCUAUUGAGCACGCCGAUUUCGAUGGUGUGGAGAGACUCGCGUUGGUCACCGGCGCAGAAAUUACCAGCACCUUCGACCAUCCUGAGCAUGUCAAGCUCGGUCAUUGUGAUUUGAUUGAGGAGGUCAUCAUUGGAGAAGAUACGCUUAUUCGCUUUUCUGGUGUGGCUGCCGGUCGCGCUUGCACGAUUGUGUUGCGGGGUUCUUCCGAGCAGUUGCUGGAUGAGGCCGAACGCAGUCUUCACGAUGCUCUCGCGGUUCUCUCGCAGACGGUCAAGUCGCCAAAGACGACCCUCGGCGGUGGAUGUGCAGAGAUGGUGAUGGCGAAGGCGGUUGAUCAGGCAGCUCAGAACGUCGCGGGCAAGAAGGCGUUGGCGGUGGACAGUUUUGCCAAGGCUCUGCGUCAGCUUCCCACCAUUCUGGCAGACAAUGCAGGAUUGGACUCUGCUGACCUUGUGGCGCGGUUACGCAAGGCGGUGUACUCGGGAAUGUCUUCUUCUGGACUCGAUCUCAUGCGGCCUGGUGGUGGGAUUGCGGAUAUGAGGGAGUUGGGGGUGGUCGAGAGUUACAAGUUGAAGCGCGCGGUUGUGUCGAGUGCCAGUGAGGCAGCGGAGUUGCUCUUGCGGGUGGACAACAUCAUCCGCGCUGCUCCGAGGAAGAGAGAGCGGAUGUAA
Messenger RNA from Lecanosticta acicola, 1745 nucleotides. Lineage: Eukaryota; Fungi; Ascomycota; Dothideomycetes; Mycosphaerellales; Mycosphaerellaceae. The record is from the annotation of a GenBank genome assembly.